CAUAAGAGGUUAAUCGUUGACCAUAAUAUAAACAGGAAUUUUUGUAAUAAUAAGUAAUUAGUACUGCUUUUUUAUAAAUCAAGAUUAUAUAUUGAUCCAAAAUGCAAAAUGACGAGGAGAAACCUAGAAGUCCUGUGGCGAAUGAAAAUAAAGAACAGGAACUAACAUGUAAAUUUAUAAUGAAGAAAAAAAAAUUUCAGAAAAACACUAGAACAAGAAAAAAUUCUAGUAGCGAAACUGAAGAAGAACCUUCUGUUGUUCGUCCAAAUUUCAAAGGCUCCAAAAGAGUGAAUCCUAAUGUCCAGAGCACCAGUGGUAUUGAAAAUAAGCGUAAACGACAAGCGAGUGAAGAUAACUCUUCGAAUUCUGAUGAAGAAGAAAAAGUCUUACAUUCUUUCAAGUCUAAUAAAUCAGCUCAGUCAGCUGGAUCUUCUGAUCAAAUGGCUACUGCUACCUUGGAAAUAGAAACAGAGAAAGAUAGAGAUGCACAAGCCAUUUUCGAGAGAAGGCUUGAGAUCAAUAAAGAAUUAGAAGGCAAAGAAGAUGAUAAGAUUUAUCGAGGUAUAAAUAAUUAUGCUCAGUAUUUCAAACCAAAGGAUACUGCAGCUGGCAAUGCGAGUUCAGGAAUGGUAAGAAAAGGUCCAAUAAGAGCACCUGCGAAUUUGAGAGCAACAGUUCGAUGGGAUUAUCAACCAGAUAUUUGUAAGGAUUAUAAAGAGACGGGUUUUUGUGGCUUUGGUGAUAGUUGUAAAUUUCUACAUGAUAGAAGCGACUAUAAACAUGGUUGGCAGUUGGAAAGAGAAUGGGCCGAAGGAAAUUAUGGACAUGAUGAUGAUGAUGACAAAAAAUAUGAAAUAAAUUCAGAUGAUGAAGACCUACCAUUUAAGUGCUUGCUAUGUAGAAAGAGCUUCGUAGAACCUGUUGUGACCAAGUGUAAGCAUUACUUUUGUGAGAAGUGUGCAUUGGCAAGAUUCAAGAAGUCUUCAAGGUGUUUUGCUUGCAAUGCUCAAACAAGUGGUAUUUUUAAUCCAGCCAGAAAUUUGAUGGAGAAAUUAAAGAAGAGAGAAGAACAGCUAGAUGUAAAAGAAGAAACAGAUUCUGAUUGAAAUAAAUUGUUGAAAAUCA
Messenger RNA from Coccinella septempunctata (seven-spotted ladybird), 1125 nucleotides. RefSeq names its product E3 ubiquitin-protein ligase RNF113A (gene mdlc). The record is from RefSeq and is a predicted model, not a curated record. NCBI's taxonomy places the organism in Eukaryota, Metazoa, Arthropoda, Insecta, Coleoptera, Coccinellidae. Bases 102 to 1106 code for a protein of 334 amino acids. Gene Ontology annotation, cellular component: U2-type spliceosomal complex. Gene Ontology annotation, molecular function: metal ion binding. Gene Ontology annotation, biological process: snoRNA splicing. The transcript is spliced from 5 exons.